This is a messenger RNA of Marmota flaviventris (yellow-bellied marmot), 1464 nucleotides long. It is a transcript of the gene Cldn2, whose product is annotated as claudin 2. The record is from RefSeq and is a predicted model, not a curated record. Gene Ontology annotation, cellular component: membrane; bicellular tight junction. Gene Ontology annotation, molecular function: structural molecule activity. Lineage: Eukaryota; Metazoa; Chordata; Mammalia; Rodentia; Sciuridae.
AGUCAGCCUGAGAGAGACACCUUGAAAUGAAGGAUUAGAGGCCAGGAUUCAAGGAUCGAGUUCUGCAGCCAGAAGACGAAGGAAUAGGCCCUGAAGACAUUUCUGCUGAGAGGUCUACCAUGGCCUCUCUUAGCGUCCAACUUGUGGGCUACGUCCUAGGCCUUCUGGGGCUGCUGGGCACAUUGAUUGCCAUGCUGCUUCCUAGCUGGCGUACAAGUUCUUAUGUUGGUGCCAGCAUUGUGACAGCAGUCGGCUUCUCCAAGGGUCUCUGGAUGGAGUGUGCCACACACAGCACAGGCAUUACCCAGUGUGACAUCUACAGCACUCUUCUAGGCCUGCCUGCUGACAUCCAGGCUGCCCAGGCCAUGAUGGUGACAUCUAGUGCAAUCUCUUCACUGGCCUGCAUUAUCUCUGUGGUGGGCAUGAGAUGCACAGUCUUCUGCCAGGAAUCCCGAGCUAAAGACAGAGUGGCAGUAGUGGGUGGAGUCUUCUUCAUUCUUGGAGGCCUCCUGGGCUUCAUCCCUGUUGCCUGGAAUCUUCAUGGGAUCCUGCGGGACUUCUACUCACCACUGGUGCCUGACAGCAUGAAAUUUGAGAUUGGAGAGGCCCUUUACUUGGGCAUUAUUUCCUCCCUGUUCUCCCUGAUAGCUGGAAUCAUCCUCUGCUUUUCCUGCUCAUCCCAGGGAAAUCAUGCCAACUACUAUGAUGGCUACCAGGCCCAGCCUCUUGCCACAAGGAGCUCUCCAAGGCCUAAUCAACCACCCAAAGCCAAGAGUGAGUUCAACUCCUACAGCCUGACAGGGUAUGUCUGAAGAACCUGGGGCCAGGGGGUGGCUGGGUCUGUGAAACCAGGGGACAGUGCCCCCAGGGGCACAGGAGAGGGACAUUGCCACUGGAUCAUGUCAGAAGGUGCUGCUGAGGAUAGACUGACUUUGGCUAUUGGAUGGAGCAAAAGGCAGACAUGGGAGCUGGUAUGGCAGCAUGUAGGCUGAAUUGCCAAGUAUACUCGCCAAGCCAUCCCAUAUCCUUCACCUUUCCCCCCACCCCAAGUACUCAACCUCAAACUCCAAAUCCCACUCCCUACCUUUGACCAGGCCCCAGAGGCUCCUUCCUACAUUUUGGUUUACGUGGAAAUCCAUCCCAAAACCUACUAAUCACAUCCCACUGACUGACCCUCUCUGUGAUCAAAGAUGUCUCUCUGGCUGGCUUUUAGCUCAUUGCUGGGGGAUAGAGAGAAGAAGGAAUGGUGGCUUAUAUGGGCAUCGCUCUAACCUCUUUCUCAAACCUCCUUCCAAAGAAACUGAUUGGUCAGCAAUGAGCCCUGGAGCCUCCAACCCACUCUUGUUAUGACUCCAGAGUGUCCAGGCUGGUUUGUGCAUGAACUGAAAGAAGGCCACCUUAUGGUGUCCAGGGAAUGGAAAGCAACUAGGUUCAGGAUGGGAGGAAAGGAAAGCAGCCUGGAAC